AUGAUGUUAACCGUGUGUAUUGUGUGUUUCCAGGUGAGCCGUGUUCCAGUGGAGAGCUGUGAGCAGUACUCCUCCUGCAGCGCCUGCCUGGGUUCAGGAGAUCCCCACUGUGGCUGGUGUGUCCUCCACAAUGUGUAAGUACUGUAUGCCACACAGAGCUGCUCUGACUCUGCAUACGUCACAUUACUAUGUUCUCAACUCCAUAGUAUCAAGUCACCACAACUGAAGAACCAAAACUCUCUCUGUCAGGUGUUCGAGGAAGGAUCAUUGUGAGAGGGCUGAUGAGCCUCAGCGUUUUGCCUCCCGAGUGGAGCAGUGUGUCAAACUCAGUGUCCAGCCUGGAAACAUCUCUGUCACCAUGUCCGAAGUGCAGGUAACUCACCUGACAAUACAUCCUGUGUGUGUGUGCUCGUGUGUGUGUGUGUGUGUGUGUGAGAGAGAGAGUAUAUGUUUCGAUAACUGUUUUGGUUAGUGUGUGUAGACGUGUUUAACUAUACUUGUGGGGACAAUAGUAAACAAACUAAAAUUUGACUAACUGGGGACAUUUUGUUAGUCCCCACAAGAUCAAAUGCUAUUUCUAGGGGGUUUAGGGUUAAGGUUAGAAUUAGUGUUUGGGUUAGAAUUAGGUUUAGGGUUAGGGUUAGGAGCUAGGGUUAGUUUUAGGGUUAGGAGCUACGGUUAGGUUUAGGGUUAGGAUUAAGGUUAGGUUCUCAGGUUAAGGUUAGGGUUAGGGUAAGGGUACGGGUUAGGGUUAGGGUUUGGUUUAGGGAAAAUAGGAUUUUGAAUGGGACUGAAUUGUGUGUCCCCACAAGGUUAGUUGUACAAGACUGUGUGUGUGUGUGUGUGUGUACGCAUGAGUGUUUGUCCUCAUAUUGACUUGUCCCUCACACUCUCCUCUCUCUCUGUAUUCCUAGCUGGUGCUGCAGGCCCAGAAUGUGCCUAACCUUUCAGCAGGGGUCAACUGCUCCUUUGAGGACUACACUGAGACAGAGGGACGUAUCUUUGGGGGACGCAUUUACUGCCUGUCCCCUUCCACCCGAGAGGUCGCCCCCAUCACACGCAACCAGGGUGAGAAAAGAAUCCACAGCAUCCUCAUGCUGCUAUUUGCUAGUAAUAUACAUCAGUUACACUGUGUUAACAAAAUUGUAUUAUUGUAUUAUUUGUUUGUGUGUAGAAUGUGUUAUACUGACGUACUGUGACUCUUUCUAGGGGACAAGCGUACUGUGAAGCUGUAUCUGAAGUCUAAGGAGACAGGAAAGAAGUUUGCCAGUGUGGACUUCGUCUUCUACAACUGCAGUGUGCACCAAUCGUAAGUUCGGUUUUAAGUCAUUGUGUGUGUGAGAGAGUAUGAAGAGAGAGAGAGAGAGAGGAGAGAGAGAGAGAGAGAUAGAGAGAGAGAUGCUCUAUAUGUCGCUCUCUAUCUCUCUCUCAUAUCUCUCUCUCUCUCUCUCUCGUCUCUCACUCUCGCUCUCUCGCGCUUCUCUCUCUCUCUCUCGCUCUUCUCUCAUCUCCUCUCUCAUCUCUCUCUCUCUCUCUCGCUCUCUACUCUCGUCGUCUCUUCUCUCCCUCUCUCCUCUCUCUCUCUCUCUCUUCGCUCUCUCUCUCUCUCUCCAAUCUGCUCCUCAUCCUCUUGCCUUCCAGUCUCUCCUCUUCUCUCCCUCUCUUCUUCCCUCCUUCCUCUCUCCUACCUCCUUCUCUCUCUCUCGCUUACUGCCUCUCCUCACUCUCGCUCUACAUCUUCUUCCUCGUCUCCCAUUCUCUCUCGCUUCUCUAGUACUGCAUCUCCGUCCCUGGCAACAAAGGGGAACGGGCUCAAUAACAAAUCGAUCUGCUUCUCUACUCCUAUCCUUUCUAAAAGUGAUCAGUGUUUCCCUGUUCUCCAUCCUCUCUACAUCGUCUAAACUGCGUUACGUGGCUCUUCGUUCCUCUCUUAUCGUACAGUCAAUCCUGAUAAGGGAUCCUCCAAUCAAAACUAUGACAUCGCUAGCUCUCGUAACUGUGUCCUGACUACACCAUCAUCGCUCUCUAAAUCCCUCUCAGAUUGUCUUCUUUAUCGUCGACUCGUUCUGACAUGGGGUAGAGGGGCAUCCAAUCCCUGACUGCAUCUCAUCUAGCCGGCUAGCCAUCGGUGGAAUCUGUGUCGUCUACUCUUACUAAAUUGAGGAGGGUAUAAUGCCAUAAUCGGGAAAGUAUAUGCCUCUUCAAAAUUGACGGCGAGGGCGAGGCUGGGUCGAUACUCUCAUUGUUGUUUCUCCUAGCUCUGCUAUCCUCUCAUACUCCAAUUACACUCCCUCUCUUCCGUAUACUCUAUCUCUCUCCAUCGAGGCGAUGCUCUAGUUCCUGCUGACAUCUUCUGCCCAAGGGCCACGCAUGGCGUUGCCUGUAGCCUCUUGGUGGCUUCUGAUCCUUCCUGAGAGACGUGGAGCUCAGGAGAUAUCAGACGAGUCUCUCUCAUAGCGAAUGAAGCUCCGUCUGCAUUAGCUUGGAAAGAAGAGAACGUCGGUAGUACAGAUAAAGGCAAAACUCACGAGGAACUCAGCAGGGGGAUCGCGCUGCAUUUGGAUACUAGCAGCACGGGAAAAUGGGGUGCUACGGGGGAAAAACGUUCGGGUAGCUGGGACAGACCUGCUACAUCUUGCAUUCACGCUCUGAAAAAUUCGUAGCGAAGUCAUCUCUCGACUAAGGACUCUCGGACCUGUCACCGUGCAAAUCUCCUCAUCGCUCUCUACUUCUCAGGUGGCAUAUAACCCGAACCACUCUACUAAUAAUAACUCACUCUUCAAUCAGUCAUCUCUCGGUCUGGUCUUGUUAGGUACACUCAUACUUCUCUUGCCCUGCUCUCGUCCAUCUCCUCCGACGAUUGAGAGGAGUGCUGACGGAAUCUUCUGCUGCAAAUCCUAUCGGGAGGUGAAGAAUCUCUCUAUCUAGGUGUAGGUGUUAAGUAUGCCUCUCUGCGCUCAGUCUGCGUACUGUCUCCUCGUCUCUCACGAGGUCAAAAACCGUGACUAAUAAAGGGAAAACAAAACAAGACUUUCUAAGCGAUCUGACGGAGCCCAAAUCAUGUGAAGACUCCUUCCUCGCUGCGGACCCGUCCUUAAAGUGCAAGUUAGUUAGGCUCUCGGUCUACUGGCUUUACUCAUCAUCUCCAGUCACUGCCUGCGAAGUCCAUCAUUUCUAUACAGGUUCAGGUUCUUUACGAACCGAUCAUAAUUUUACACAUCGUGGUACACUAUUGCGUACUGCUGAUUGAGAUCUACUCUUUAAUUAAUGUACUAAAACAUCUAAUAACUUGGAGCUCCUCUGAUUAAUUGAUAAUGUGUUACUACUCUGAAUUAUGUUACUUUCCAUCUGAGAUCUGUCUCUUUCUUUCCCUCGCUCCCUCCCGUCAUCCAGCCCAUUCUCUCCACAUCCUGCCUGGAGGCUCUCAGACCCUGUUUCUAUCCCACUCCCCUAGCUCUGCCUUUCACUAAACAUAGAUAUGGGCCAAAGACCCCCAUCUCCCCUCUCACCCUCAUCAUUUCCCACUCCAUUACUGUAUCUUUCAUCUCUCUCUCUCCCUUCCUCUCUUCUUUUCCUUCCACAUCCUCUCACUUCCUCUCUCAUUCCCUUUCCCCUUAUUUAUCUUCUUCAUCUCCUCCCCUCUACCACUCCCCUACCCCCCUCCUCCUCUCCCUCCCCUCUACCACUCCCUUAUCUCCUCUCCUCCUCUCUCCUUCUCUCCUCUCUCCUGUUGGUCCUCUCUCCUGCUGGUCCAGAUGUUCUUUGCCCCUCUUCUCUGCUUUUAUUUAUCAAACAGAUUGUUUUCCUGGCCCCUGCUCUGUGAGCUGCAUACAUUAGCAUAGCAAUAUUCUCCUAAUUAGCUGGCCUGGCGCCCCAUUAGAGCUGGACAUAAUGGAGAGCGUAUGUAAAGUGUUCACCUGGACCUCUUAUCAAGACCUGGUUCAAUGUCUUUGAACCUAGAGGAUGUGUCAUUAUUUAUGCGCCUCUGUAUAUGUAUGUGUGUGUGUAUGUGUGUGUGUGUGUGUGUGUGUGUUUGUGUGUGACAGGGCUGGUUAAGCACCCCCACCAUUCCUCUCUCCUCUCAUUGAAUAAGCAGGCGUAGCGAGGUCUUUGAUGUGCAGUAUGCAACACACUCCCUCAGGACAGUACACUACGGUCUAAUUUUAACAGCCCAGCAUCAUCAGCCACACAGAACCUCCUGACCUACUCCCCUCCUGACCCCUGACCCCAGUGUGUGUAGGCUGCCAAUGGGCCGGGCAUGCCAACGCACCCGCUGGGAAAUAAAGAGCUUUUCGUCAGAGGCGACAGGCAUUGUGGGCGGGGAGGGCACUUUAUUUGGCAAGGCAAAUUAUCCCGCCAGGUAUUUACAUACACAGUAACAAUAUUAGAGUUUUGCAUUAAAAAGACAGCCGGACUAGUUUAAUUGAGUGUGUGAGGGACUGAAUGCAUUUUUAACGUGAGGAGCAUGGAGGAAGAGAUGGAGAGGGGGGUGAAAACAAGUGAAGGAGAGAUGGAUUGUGCCCAUUGUGUCGGGGAUAAUGCGUCCAGAGAGCUAAAAGGUUAGCGCCUAAACCAAUCCACAAUUCCCGUUAGAAUACGAAAAGAAGGAUGAAAUGCAUGCAGGGAUUGGGAGCUCUUGAAAAGGCCCACUCAUGGAAAGCAGAGAACCCCUCGACAGGCUCUCGUAGGAGGGGUGGGUGUUCACAGUAUCCCCCUAAUACUGGACCAGCCUGGUUGGUUGACCACCUGGAGACAUUUCACUGUUGUAACAGGACAAGAACAUAAGGCUACAACAUUCUGAUAACGUUCUAUCAAUGUAAAGAAUGGUUUAGAUGGGAGGAAGAGGUCUUAGUUUGUGGUAUCCACUCUCACUUCAAUGAUCCCUAUAGUAUUUCCAAUCUAACAUGGACUUUGUUCUCUGAGCAUACUGAUCUAUCUAUCAGAGAUCACACUUUAUGUGUUAGGAUAACAAAUAGAGAACAGAGACAUUGCCAGACAUCCGAUAGAUGUUCUGAGUUGUUAGAUUUGAGAUAGAGGGGGUUAGAUGAGUUUGUUAUUGCCCAGGUUCAGGUGUGAUAUUACCAGUCAGCAGAGGGUGAGUGAUGGGGCUCUGGUCCAGGCAUGAUGCCACUCUACCUGGCAGUACUGAGUCUAAUAGUCUGGAUCUCCAGUCCCUUUCCACUGCCUCUCCUCUCCCUAUUCUCUCAUCUAGCUUUCCUCCUGAACCAGGCAGAACAAAGGAAACUCACAGUCCCUCAGCCUCUGAGUGUUUAUUCACCCAGCUCCUGAAUAAGCAGUAUUGAAACAGUAAAGCAUGUUUGUAAUUUAAGCAGAGACAAAGAAAGCUGGAAUUAAAUAUUAUAAUGAUGUCAAUGGAUCUGUGUUUACUGAUACCGAAAUGAAAUAAAUGUUUACAUUGGGAAAGGUCUACUGUAGGUCUGCUGUAAUAUAUAUACACUACAGUAUGUAGACUUAAAGAAACGGAUUCUAUAUUUGAUUAAGUAGCCAUGUAUGGUCUGAUUAGCAGCCAGGAAACAUUGACUUGUUUGCUGUAGCACACUCAGAGCACUGCAGAGACUUUGACUUCCUGCUGUAGGACAUGGUGUGUCUCUGUGUGUGUCCCUGUACGUCUCUGUGUGGUGCUGAGAAUCAGCAGGGUUCAAAGAGCAUUGCCCCCCUCUUCUGUCUGGAUCUAGCUGGGAUCAAUAGACCUAGAUGUCUGGAGACUAGAAGGCAUUAUCCCCUUAGAAGCAAACAAAUAGCAGGCUGUUAGCAUAGCACAAAUCCCCCCCCCCCCCCCCCCCCCCCCCCCCCCCUCUCUCUCUCUCUCUCUCUCUCUCUCUCUCCCUCCCUCCCUCCCCAUCGAAACACACAUACAGGAAUCGAUUAUAGACUUUAUCCCGUAGAGCUAGGAUGGUAGUGGGUCCUGCUUAUUAUAGUAGUCUGGAGCUCUGCUACACAUGCCUCAUUCUGUCACUGGAAUAUGGGAGUAGGAGGCAAGUUAAAGGGCUUUGUAGAACUCAUAAAGAUUUUUGAGAAAUCAAUGUGUUUAUGUGGGGCGAAGUGGAGUGUAGUCAAACUAAUGCAUGUAUUUUAUUUUAUCCCAUUUUUACUCUCCUGUAGCUAUAACAACCUUGUUGAGGCUGCUGGUAAUCCAUGUUCAUUUAUGCUUUCUGAACUAAGGAAAAUGGAGUCUGGAGAAAAAUUGGGCUUAUCUGGGCCUUGCAGCUUAUUUGAAUGUAAGCCUUUGAACAUGUUGAAUAGGAAGGAGGAGUAUAUCGCUCUAGCCAUUUUCCUCUCUAUGGUUAUUUUACUGUCUGUUGAAGACAUGGCAACUGGAAGAGGAAAACAUUGCUCUGCUCUGCUCUUCUCACACCUAUCUGUGGCUUAUACAGAUGCUUCAAUGUGCUUUAGCCUUUGACCAAGCACUCCUACCAUGCUAUACUGUUAGCUCCAAGGGCCAAUAAUCACAGUUUCUUAAGAACAUAGAGACACACUGACACAUUCUUCCUGAAGUAAGAUAGUUACUCUAUCGAAGGGACUUUAAAAGUUUGAGGUAGAUGAGCCAGGAGUCUCAGACGCAAGGGUUGGUCCUGGACGUCUAUUUUAGAGGCUUAUUGGUCAAUUAACUGAGUCACAUGUUUCAUUAAGGAGCUUGUCGUAUCCUGGAGGGCUGUGUUGUAUUCUACUGUUGCUUCUAAAUGAUUGUUAAAUAACUUACUUGGACAAAUCACCAGCAGAAGUUAUCUCUAUAUGAGUUUGUGUUACAGUAUUAAGAGCCUGAAGUGUUUUUUUUUUUUUUUUUUUUAAGUUCUGUGAGAGUGAAAUUAAUAGAAUACAAAUCAUGUUGUGUUUGUUUUUCAAAUACAGUCAAUCAAUCACUUUUACUGCUGUAACUCUGAAUUUUAACCAAGCCAAUUCCUGAAGCAAUAUAUUGUGUGCCUUCUGUGUGUAUCAUACAGUCAUUGAUGUGUGUGUGUGUGACCAUAGGAGACCUAGCUUGUUUUUUCAAUCACAUGAGAUUCAACUUAACUCUAGACCAUGGAGUCACACAUUUGAUUAGGAGAGUGGUGUCGGUCAAUAUAAUGACCUAGCUAUAUACCUCUCUCCUUUCUCUUUUCAUCCCUCUUUUAAUCUAAUCUACCUGUUUACCUGUUUCCCCGCUGCCUGUCUAUCUUUCAGUCUUCAUCUCUUUCACUCUCUACCUCUCAGUAUUGUAGCUGUUGAUAAAGGAUGAAUAGUCCACAGUCACUCAUCUUAAUCAGACUUUUACCUCUCCCUCUUUCAUUUCCAUCAGCCUCUCAUUCAACCUGCCUCUUCAACAUGGAAAUAGAUGUUGAUAGUGGUUAGAAAAUAAGUAUGUGAGACUGAGAGUAGGUUGUUAGGCAAGGACAGCCAUUUAAACAGUCUAUGAAUGUUUUUGUUUUGUUUAUUUGUUUAAGAUUCUCUGCAGUGACUCAAUCUCUCUCUCUGUUUACAGGUGUCUGUCAUGUGUCAAUGGCUCGUUCCCCUGCCACUGGUGUAAAUACCGUCACAUGUGCACUCAGAACGCCAACGACUGUUCCUUCCAGGAGGGUCGUGUCAACGUGUCAGAGGUGAGAGAUCCCCUCUGUCCCAAAAUACUUCACACUGUCUCCCUGUGUAACAACCAUCUCUUCAGUAACACAUUCAAUUGAUGACGCCAGUCAGUGUUAUACCCACUCAUACACUGUAAAACCUGUCACAAAACAUGCAUUCACACACACACACACACACACACACACACACACACACACACACACACACACACACACACAUAUACAAACAUGCAUGCACGUACACACACUCUCACACACACACUUCCUCCCGUUGAUGAGAGUGAUCCACGUGCUGGCUGAUGUCCAGGAGUCUCCAGCUGGGCUCUUGGUGUUGUCGUGCCACCAUGCCUGGGCCUCAGAGUGAUGCUAUCAGUGUUUCAGCAGCAGCUGUUUAAAUAAAACCAGCCCUGGAUUUAUGCACUUAUAAACAGGCCAGGGUGAAUGACUAUGCAAAUUGUAUCGUGUUCUACAUUUCCAAAUGUUACAUUUGCAUGAAAACCAAUAUCAAUCUUAUCCCUGCUCUGCUCUCUCUCUCUCUCCCGCCCCGACCGUGGAAUGCCAAGACAAAGUGCACGCUCUGUGGUGCUAUAGAAGAGUGAACUGUUUACUGGCAGAACACAGCCCUCCAUCACACACACGCACGCACACACACACACUGUACAAAAAUGUACAAAACAAAUCACAAACUCAGUCACACACACACCAACUAUAACAAACAAACAAACAAAAUCUCCUUCACCCUCCAAACCUUAAUCUCUCAACCCACUGAUCCCUGUAACAAUCACCUAUUUAAAAGUGUAAAUUCACAUUUACAUCCAUGUCAAGUGACCUGGGGGGACGUGAAACCCUGAUCUGUUCAGACACUGUGUUCUGCUGUUCAGUGCUGCGAGCAUCUGUGAAUGCACCUGAUGUAUACAUGUGUUUGUCUUGGCUACAUGCAGAGCAGGUUCCUUAUCUCUUUGCUGGCGGAACACCUUUCCCAUGCGUCUGGGUUACAUUGUGGUUUAUUUAUUAUGUUAAUUGGUCAUGAGGUAUCCUACCUCAAUCCAAUUACGGGCCACAGCUUUUAUCUCCUCAGCGAAGCUGAAGCCGCACACAUUCUCUCUCUCUCUCUCUCUCUCUCUCUCUCUCUCUCUCUCUCUCUCUCUCUCUCUCUCUCUCUCUCUCUCUCUCUCACUCUCACUCUCACUCUCACUCUCACUCUCACUCUCACACUCUCACCUCAAAGAGGAAAUUACAUGGAUUUACAGCCUGGUCUCAUAGACAAGACGUAAAUAUAGAUCCGGGACACUCAAAUUAGUAUGAUAUGUUACGUUUGGUGUGGUUACAACAGAAGGAUAGUAGUGUGGAUGGGUAGGUGUAUAAUGCGUAUGUCUAGCAACCCAAAGGUUGUGUGUUCGAAUCUCAUCACGGACAACUUUAGCAUUUUAGCUCAUUGGAACUACUUACCACCUAGCUAACGUUAGCCACAACAUGCAAUACAUUACCAAAAGUAUAUGGACACCUGCUCUUCGAACAUCUCAUUCAGAAAUCAUGGGCAUUAAUAUGGAGUUGGUCCCCCUUUUGCUGCUAUAACAGCCUCCACUCUUCUGGGGAGGCUUUCCACUAGAUGUUGGAACAUUGCUGCGGGGACUUGCUUCCAUUCAGCCACAAAAGCAUUAGUGAGGUCGGGCACUGAUGUUGGGUGAUUAGGCCUGACUCGCAGUCGGCGUUCCAAUUCAUCCCAAAGAUGUUCGAUGGGGUUGAGGUUAGGGCUCUGUGCAGGCCAGUCAAGUUCUUCCACACCGAUCUCCACAAACCAUUUCUGUAUGGACCUCGCUUUGUGCACGGGGCAUUGUCAUGCUGAAACAGGAAAGGGCCUUCCCCUAACUGUUGCCACAAAGUUGGAUGCACAGAAUCGUCUAGAAUGUCAUUGUAUGCUGUCGCGUUAAGUUUUCACUUCACUGGAACUAAGGGGCAUAGUCCGAACCAUGGAAAACAGCCCCAGACCAUUAUUCCUCCUCCACCAAACUUUACAGUUGGCACUAUGCAUUCGAACAGGUAGCGUUCUCCUGGUAUCCGCCAAACCCAGAUUUGUCCAUCGGACUGCCAGAUGGUGAAGCGUGAUUCAUCACUCCAGAGAAUGCGUUUCCACUGCCCCAGAGUCCAAUGGCGGUGAGCUUUACACCACUCCAGCUGACACUUGGCAUUGCGCAUGGUGAUCUUAGACUUGUGUGCAGCUGCUCGUGCAUGGAGCUCCCGACAAACGGUUAUUGUGCUGACGUUGCUUCCAGAGGCAAUUUGGAACUCGGUAGUGAGUGUUGCAACCGAGGACAGACGGUUUUUACGCGCUACGCGCUUCAGCACUCGGUCAUUCCCUUCAGUGAGCUUGUGUGGCCUACCACUUCGCAGCUGAGCCGUUGUUGCUCGUAGACGUUUCCACUCCACAAUAACAGCACUUGCAGUUGAUCAGGGCAGCUCUAGCAGGGCAGAAAUUUGACAAACUGACUUGUUGGAAGGGUGGCAUCCUAUGACGGUGCCACGUUGAAAGUCACUGAACUCUUCAGUAAGGCCACUCUAUUGCCAAUGUUUGUCUAUGGAGAUUACAUGGCUGUGUGCUACAUGUUUUACACCUGUCAGCAAUGGGUCUGGCUGAAAUAGCCGAAUCCACUAAUUUGAAGAGGUGUCCACAUACUUUUGUAUAUAUAGUGUAUCAUACGUAUCAUACGUGUAUCAUAUGUAUAUAGUGUAUCAUGCGCAAAUUAAUAACAUUGUAUCAAUUGCAAUUCAUAACAUAUCAUACAAAGUAUAAUUUGUAACAUGUCGUCGAAAUGGAUGAUGGAUAUCUACAAAUUAAUACAUACCAUACGAAACGUAACAUUUCAUACUAACUGGUGUGUCUCGGAGUUACGUUUACUAUGUUACAUCUACCCCUGAGUCCAGGUUGGGAUUAACAUUCUGUUACUGUAAAACCAAUGCUCGCUUUCUCACUGCUUGCAAAGCUCCAGUGGAAAAUGCUGCAAAGUGUUUAAUCUCAGAGAAGAGAAUUGGCAUGCGUUCAUACAUGGUGGUGGAGGGGCUGGGCUGUGGGGAAAGGUUGUGUGUGAAAGAAUUAAGGAACUCUCUAUCAGGGGGUAGAGAAAAGAGGGGAGAGUUAAGCGAUAAAAACAUUUUAUGUAUUUAUUUAACCUUUAUUUAACUAGGCAAGUCAGUUAAGAACAAAUUCUUAUUUACAAUGACGGCCUACAUAAAAUGAAGUGUGUUGGUGUUGGUCAAAAUCGUAGACUAAACGCCAUCCGAAGUGGUACUACUGCUGUGACAAUCAAUCAGCCUGUUCUUCCCCCUGAGCUGAGCUGUAAUCCAACCAAACCACACACAUACUCUGUACUUCCAGCACUGAUAUUUUUUCUUUUGGUGCAUAGGUUACCAUGGUUACAUGGCCAGUCCGUCUCAAUAGGCGUGUUACACACAGAUGCCAUUAUUUUAUGUUGCACAAUGCCAAUGCCACAAUUUUUCCUUUCUUUUGAUGGACUUUUAAUGCAUCAUUGUCGAUAACGGAAAGAGUUAAGUUGAACCCAAAAUGUAUACAAAACAACAGAUUUCAAUGGAGGAAGGGUUUUGAGUGGGAAGGAAAUGUACGCAACAUUUUGACAUAAUGUGUAAAUAAGUCUGAGAUUUAUUCCAUUAUCACUCUAUCGCCAAGUCACUCUCAACUGUUAUCUGUGUGCCCACUGAUUUGCCAAAAUGCAUUUCUCAUAGUUGUGUGUCCACCAGCAUUGUAACUAAGUCCCCCGAUGUAAUGAGUAACAUUUGCAAAUCAAAUGUAUAUCAAUCAGCAUCCACCCGACAGACAAUAAACAAAGGAGCACAUUAAAUCCGACCAGGCAGAAAAUUGCUUGAGUAAGCCGCACAUGAGAAACCCAUCAGGAUAAAUGAAUUAACAAACAAACUAACAUUGAAACAAACAAAUGUGUUGUCAUGGACAGUGGCUGUGGGUUGGGUCUGUUGGUCUGGUAGAGGUAGUGGCUGUCUGUCUCUCUGUGAGUUUGAAGCCAGUCUCCAACAUUGGGAUGGGAUCGCUAUAGAAUUGGGCUUAGUUAAAGGUUCAAAUCUCGAAUAGGAAGGAGUUACAAUAUAUCCAAAACCUGAUUAUACAAUAUACUGAUUAUACUCCCUAUGGAGUUCCUUAUGUUCAGUUACACUGUGUUAUAUCACCCAUUAGGGAAUAAUACACUUCUGCUACUUUUCCUUGUCCAAUUCAUAACCAUUAGAGCAGCAUUGGCUGUACAGAUGUACAAAUGGAGAUGUCUGGAUGAACUAACAUUAGUCUUUCUGCUGCUAAUUAGAUGAUGAAUCAAAACGACAGAGUGAGGUAAUGUGCAGCUCUGUUCUCCGCCUGUCACCCCCAUUAUCUGCUCUGGGGGGUAAAAUAUAGGUCUAGUGUACUUCCUUUGAUUAAGAUACAGAAUUACACACUAGGCUAGCUUUGGCUGACACUUAUAUGGUAGUUAAUGUAUGUUGUCAUUGAUUGUAAUGAAAUAGGAUGUAUCGAGUUGCAUAGCUGUCUGAUAAAGUAUGUACAGUGCCUUUAGAAAGUAUUCACACCCCUUGACUUUUUUUGUUGUGUUACAAAGUGGGAUUAAAAUGGAUUUAAUUGUCAUUUUUUGUAAACGAUCUACACAAAAUACUCUGUAAUGUCGAAGUGGGAAAAAAUUCUAACAUUUGUAAAAAAAAAAAAAUAAAUACAACCACUAAUAUAUCUUGAUUAGAUAAGUAUUCAGCCCCCUGAGUCAAUACAUGUUCGAAUCGAUUACAGCUGUCAGUCUUUCUGGGUAUGUAUCUAAGAGCUUUCCACACCUGGAUUGUGCAACAUUUGCCCAUUAUUCUUUUGAAAAUUCUUCAAGCUCUGUCAAAUUGGUUGUUGAUCAUUGCUAGACAACCAUUUUCAGAUCUUGCCUUAUAUUUUCAAGGAGAUUUAAGUCAAAACUGUAACUCUGCCACUCAGGAACAUUCACUGUCUUAUUGGUAAGCAAGUCCAGUGUAGAUUUGCCCUUGUGUUUUAGGUUAUUGUCCUGCUGAAAGGUGAAUUCCUCUCCCAGUGUUUGGUGGAAAGCAGACUGAACCAGGUUUUCCUCUAGGAUUUUGCCUGUGCUUAGCUCCAUUCCAUUUAUUUUUUAUCCUGAAAAAUUCCCCAGUCCUUAACGAUUACAAGCAUACCCAUAAUAUGAUGCAGCCACCACUAUGCAUAAAAAUAUGGAGAAUGGUACUCAGUAAUGUGUUGAAUUGGAUUUGCCCCAAACAUCAUACUUUGUAUUCAGGACAAAAAGUUAAUCGCUUUGCCACAUUUUUAGCAGUAUUACUUUAGUGCCUUGUUUCAAACAGGAUGCAUGUUUGGAAUAUUUGUAUUCUGUACAGGCUUCUUUCUUUUCACUCUGUUAAUUAGGAUAGUGUUGUGGAGUAACUACAAUGUUGUUGAUACAUCCUCAGUUUUCUCCUAUCGCAGCCAUUAAACUCUGUAAAUUAUUUAAAGUCACCAUUGGCCUCAUGGUUUCCUUCCUCUCCGGCAAUUGAGUUAAGAAGGACGCCUGUAUCUUUGUAGUAACUGGGUGUAUGGAUACACAUUCCAAAGUGUAAUUAAUAACUUCACCAUGCUCAAAGGGAUAUUCAAUGUCUGCUUUUUUUUACUCAUCUACCAAUAGGUGCCCUUCUUUGCGAGGCGUUGGAAACCUUGCUGGUCUUUGUGGUUGAAUUUGUGUUUGAAAUUCACUGCUUGACUGAGGGGCCUUACAGAUAGUUAUAUGUUUUGUUGGGUACAGAGAUGAGGUGGUCAUAAAAAAUGCAAGUUAUUAUGUGACUUGUUAAGCAAAAUUUUACUCCUGGACUUAUUUAGGUUUGUCAUAACAAAUGGGUUGCAUACUUAUUGACUUAUUCCACUUUGACAUUAUGAGAUAUUGUGUGUAGGCCAGUGACCAAAGAUAUCUCAGUUUAAUCAAUUUUACAUUCAGGCUGUAACACAUCAAAAUGUGGAAAAAGUCUAGAGGUGUGAAUAUUUUCUGAAGUUACUGUAUUUAUGAUAAUGCCUCUCCUAGUCCUAAUUGAUGUAUUCAUGCAUUUAGACAGACAUCCUCAGUGCCACCUGUCUCUCCUCAAUGUCUGCCAAGCAUAAUUCCUUCAUUCCCUCAAAUUUACUGUCUGUCUCAUCUGGCUUUUUUUUCUCUUCCCUCUCUCGUGUCUCUGAUGUUGUGAAAGCAUUUCUCCUGUGAGUACACGCAGGCAUGCACACACAAACACACACUAGAGGAAGUGCGUCCAACAGCGUCUUGGUAAACUGCAGUAGCGCUACAGUAAACAGACUGUGAACAGGCGAGGGAGGAGAAGGCCUGCCAAAGAGCCCCAGCUCCAACUCUCAGCCCUGCUCAACUGGCUGUCUUCAUCCCCAAUGUCACGGCUCUGAACAGACCAGCCAACUCCACCAAUACUGCAGCCAGCCUUACGGAAUGGUACAAACAUCUGAGACUGUACCUUUAAUUAUUUAAUUAAUUAGCAAUGUCAAUUAGCGAAAGCGGGUACCUUCUCAUGGUCUCUCACCUUUCGUCGUUAGAUAUGAGUUCUCCCCGCUGUACUGCGACACUGGCACCGGACUAACCCCUCUCUAGCUCUCCCUGGCAGGGGUAGCUGAGUACCAGGUUGCCCCCUCUUUGGUUCUCCCAGGCGCUGCCUCCUGCUCAGGGAUCCAAGCCGGCCACUGAUCUGCACCUACUUUAAUUAUUCAAAGUGUAUUAAAUCUUAAUUUCCAGAUGCCUCAGAUCCUUCUAAUGGAGGCUGGGGAUGAAUGUUAUAUAGAGGAUAGGAGUGGAGAUCCUGGUGAAGGCUUCUUCAUGUGGGGUUUGGUCCAAUGACACCAUCAGGGCCAGCUCCACUUCCUUUAUUUUCUCUUAAAUAAUUCCUACUCAUCUAAUGCUGCUGUCCUAGUUCUCCCCUUCAGAGAAAGUACUGACUCUAGAGCUCCCAUGGCAGUGUCAGCAUAAUACGUUGUCAGUGAUCAUGUUUCAUGUUUGGUGCAAAGCAAGUUCUUUGUACAGUUUGUACAAUAUCAUUCAUCCUUAAGAGUAUAUUGACGCACCCGUGCGUCAAUCUAAGUAACAUAAUAAGAAAAUCCCCAUAAAAAUCAGUCAGUUAAACCUAGAGAUAUAUUUUUUUUGUAUGGGCUGCAUCUCAAUCCACCGCAUAGGCCUAUGUUGCCCUUUCGCAUCUGCGUUGGAAAGUGGCUGAGCUACAGUGGUGUUUAUCAGAUCAUGAGACAUCCUGAAAAUCUGUCUUCUCACGAAAACGUCUGUAGCGUCCGAACGGUUUGGCCUACAAACUAUUAUGACCACUCUAUGGAAAGGGGAGACUCUUCGUUUUGCUCUACGACCCCCACAAGUGUCACGGGACUUGUUUGAAGGUAACCUAUACAAAUAAAAUAAGUAUGGAGGUAGUUUUGUGCCAACAAAAAUAAGGGGUUAAAUAUCUUAUAUCUCCUAGAUGUAGGACAGACACUUCAAAACCUUGUUCCUUAUGAUUAAUUUUUUGGGCUGUAUUUUCUGCCAUUGAUGAAUGUGUUAUUCAAUGCGUUUCUAUGGGCUAUAGUAGUAAAGGCCAAAUUCAAUAGGUUAUCAAAUAAUUUGUAUAAAAAAAAAAAAAUGAAACCAAAAUGGGUCCUCAAAUUCAAAAUCAAACAGCUUAGCUAUCAAACAGUUAUCAUACAUUUAGUUAUACACACAUAUACACCCCCCGAUCUGUAGUGUUAUUAGCCAUAAAGAUUCAGCUACAGUAUCUGUGACUCCCUAGCAGAUUUCUCCCAGGAGAUUCUGACCGUGCGUAUCUCAUCUCCCCAGCUCUCUGGGCUCUCCCUACUCUCCUUGCUGCUCCACAUUAGGACCCAGGAGUGGGCGGACACUCCAAAAGCCUUUUCAUUGUUCAAAGUCCCUUUCAUUUUACCGCUGAGCUCCUAUGAGAGGCUCAUGGUGUCUUAUUAAGCACAGUUCUAUCACCGUGUCUCACUAGAGGACUAGACCUUGGGAACUUUGUUCAUACAACUGUUACUCUUUACAACUUUCGUCUUAGUAAUAAAAUUACAUAGUUACAUAAUAUAGUUAUGUUUAUUGUUGUUUGUUGCACUGUUAUCUUAUGGUCCGAAACACAAUAUAAAUUGUCUGAGCUCAGUAUUUCCUAGCAUCAGAUAUGAAUAGCACCCUGUGUAAUGAUCUGGUGUAUCUACGGUAACACACACCCCUGGGAGUUGGUUGUGGACGCUUAAAUCGAUCUGCAAAGUGUUGCUUAUCACAUUAAGUCUCUGCAUGCAGCCCAGAUACAGUGUGACAGAAACAGACAGGCCAAUCUCUGAUAAAACAAAGCCCAGUUCCAUUUUGUUUUGCUCUAAACAGCUCAUCUCUGUCCAAAUGAAGAGGCCAGCAAGGCACAAUUGGAUUCUGUAGGGAGUGGCCGGCAGGCCUGAAAUCACUGAGAGGCCUUGGUUGUGUUGAUGGAUAUGAUAUGCUGCUCGGUGGCCCCCUUGACCUGUCGGCACCAGAAAUCUAUGGGGACGGGUAUUGGCUCGCAUGAAACCCAGCAAAUCUCAGAGUGAGAUCAUAUUAUUCAGCGUCUCUCUGUUUGUGUCUCCCUCGGGAGAUCUAGUCAUCAUAUCAGAGCCCUUUUUAGCUCUUCCUCUCUGUCUGUCUCUCGUUCCCCUCUGUGUGUUUCGCUUGGUCUGUGUUGCACUGGUCGAUGGAGGUCCUGCUUCUUGCUCGCGGGAUGUAUCAGUAAUCUGCAGCUCUCCAAAAGGGGACCAUCGCACUCCCCCAGAAGCUCGCCCGGUGCCCAAAACCCGCAAAUCCAGACAAACAAAAGGUGUAAUGGGUCCGCAUUCAAAAAGAUGUCUCAUAAAGCUUACUUCAUAUUUCAUUUUAAAAAAUGAUUUUCAAUGCAUCAGGGAUAGCUUACUCUGCAGCUCUGCAGCUCUCUCCUUUCCACACUCGUCCCUCCUCGCCUCGCCUCGCCCCACCACACAGUACACCCCUCUGUCAAUCACAAAGCUACUCAUAUAUCAACACCCCUUGUCGCCAGCAGUGACACACCAUCCUUCAUUUGGAUUGGCCAGGGGGCCUGGAGGAGGAGGCCCAGGAGGUCACAGCCAGCAGCCCCACAGAGAACACCUCAGCAUCCCAUGAUGACAUCACCUCACUACUGUAG
Messenger RNA from Coregonus sp. 'balchen', 16787 nucleotides. NCBI's taxonomy places the organism in Eukaryota, Metazoa, Chordata, Actinopteri, Salmoniformes, Salmonidae. The record is from the annotation of a GenBank genome assembly.